This is a messenger RNA of Mobula hypostoma (lesser devil ray), 5382 nucleotides long. RefSeq names its product NACHT and WD repeat domain-containing protein 2-like. Bases 263 to 5251 code for a protein of 1662 amino acids. The transcript has 8 exons. The record is from RefSeq and is a predicted model, not a curated record. Gene Ontology annotation, molecular function: protein binding. NCBI's taxonomy places the organism in Eukaryota, Metazoa, Chordata, Chondrichthyes, Myliobatiformes, Myliobatidae.
UCAUUUACUGGCCUGGCGUUCACCGCCUGUUGCUGUUGGCCGAUGCAGCCGGCGGGCUUCCUGCAGCAGCCUUGAUCGCCGCGAGGGGCAGAGUCAUCGGGAUAACACUGAAUCCCAGGGGAACCGGCCGUAUCUGCCUUUAUCAGGGGAGGGGGAAAGUUUUGCCGCCGUCCUGGACCGGCGUCGCCGAAAGACUCCUUCCAACAGCUUAUGCGGGAAACUGGCGCUGAAUUAUUACCAUACGUGUUAACCGCCGUGACAAAUGGAUUAUCACCGUGAUCACAAAGAAAAUACUGUUCGUGCUUCGCGAUGUGUGCAGAUAUUUCUCUGCUGUAACCCUGAAGAAACCAAAGUGGAGAGGAAGGCAUUGAGAGAAAAGGUUUAUCCAAGACUGCGAGAGUACUGCAGAUACAAGCAUGGGCUGGAGUUCCAGGUAAUUGAUGCGUAUAUGGGCGUGGAUCCCGACGAUGUCCAUGAUUGUGAUGUCCGGAAGCUCCGGUUGAAGCUCUUGGAUGACUGUUUGAAGUUUUCUGCUGGGCCGUGUUUUGUGGCAUUAAUAGGAGAACAAUAUGGAAGUACGGGCAUACCAGAGGAAAUUGAAGUCAACGAGUUUGAGAUGAUUCUCUGCAGAUCGCAAAGUGAAGGCCUCAGGACCAUUGUCCUGGAGAACUGGUACCAUCGAGAUGAGAAUUCUGUUCCUGCUGCCUAUCGUCUGAGAGCUAAAGCCGAUGUUCUUCCUGACUACUACAACAAGAGCAACGGAAGAGCGAGGGAAGAGGCCCAUGCAGUGUGGCACGACGACUUCACAGAAAUGACGAUGACCUUCAGCACAAUCAUUACAGAGUGCCUCAAAGAGGGGACAAUAAAACCAGAACAGGCUCAAAAAUACUUCACCUCAGCUCUUGAAGCAGAGUUGCAGCACGGUGUGAUAAACCAGCCCCCCAGCAUUCUCCGAAACUGCAUCUGCUACGUUUGUAAAAUUCCACACCUCACUCACCACCUAAAGAAACUCCUUGCAAACCAGAAGGGACCACAAGGCCCUGCUGGGCAGCUGCCCCAGGAAGCCCUGGCACACGCCAAGCUCCUCAGACUGCGUGAUGAAAUUCUCCCGUCGUUGGCCACUGUCUCAGAUUUACGUGUUUACACUUCAACUUUGCUGGGCAACCACGCGGGGAAGAUGAAACAAGAAUACAUCGAGGAACUUUGCCAACAGUUCUACACUGAUAUUGUUAAGCUUAUUGACAGCAGCAACAAAAACACACAAAAACCUGUGGACAACUUUGAGGGUGUGGAAGUGGAAAACAUGAAGCAUGUGACUUUAUGCAAUUUAUAUGCAUCCCUUUCUGACUUUGAAUGGAAAGAAAGAGACCAAAUUAAAGAAUACAUUGUGGGGAAGCAACCAAACACCCCCUUGAUUGUCAUGGGGGGACCUUGCACUGGAAAGACAGUUCUCUUGGCAACUUGUGCCAAACAGAUAUGUUCGUGGCUGAAUAAAAGCGAUCCAGUGAUAGUUGGCCGCUUCCUCUCGACAGGCCUCAGAACCUCCUUCUGGAAUGCCCUGAUCGGAAUCUGUCACCAAAUUGCAAUGAGCUACCACAAACCUGUGCCAAUAUAUUGUGACAGCACCGAAGAAUUAGUGAACUGUUUUGUGGACCUUUUAGAGUUGUCAUCUGAACAGCAUCCCUUGAUAAUCAUGAUCGAUGGUGUUGAUCAGGUCUCAGAGGCUGAUAAUGCCAGAACCUUAUGGUGGUUUCCAAAUCCUCUGCCACCCUUUACCAGGUUAAUUAUUUCCAUCACUAUUAAGACAUAUGAAAUUGCACAGAAAAGCACAUUGCUACACCCAAAUGCAGCGACCUUUCUUGAAUUAAAACCGAGAGAAAGAAAGGAAUGCAACAAGGUUCUCACACAAACUCUGCUUUCCUCCAACAGAAGGAUUACGUCUGGGCAGCAGAUAUAUGUGAAUGCAGCUCUGGACCAGUGUUCCCUUCCGCUUUAUGUUAAGUUGCUUUAUAAUGAAGUGCUUUGUUGGACGUCUCAUGAUGAUAUUAAUGACCAGACUUUAGGAAGGACUGUUCACGACAAUAUUGAUCGACUGCUUAAAAGGCUUGAAAGGAAGCACGGGGAAGGCCUAGUUUCCAGAGUUCUGGGUUAUUUAACACUUGCAAAUUCAGGACUUAGUGAGGUUGAACUGCUGGACAUUUUGUCACUUGACAACUACGUGAUAAGAGACUUCUGGCCUCAAGAUGCUUUGCCAGUCUCACUGAAGGUACCAUAUUAUACAUUAGCGAGAUUACAAGAGGAUCUGAGAGGAUUUUUAGUGGACAGGCCACACAACGGAGUAAAGAUGCUCUUCUGGGCGAACAGACAUUUUCCACUGGUCAUUAAGAGGUGUUACCUCCAGAACUGGGACACCGUACAACAAAUGCACAGUGUUAUGGUGGAAUAUUUUUAUGGUCGAUGGUCCAAUGGAAGAGCGAAGCCAUUUCCUGUCUCUCUGUUGCAACAGGGCCCAAUAAAGAGUCAACAGGUGCCCCAGAGGACUUCAGAACACAGGCCUUUGACGGAAAAGUAUGUUGACAGGCAGCAGCCUUCACAGCCUUGGCUUUUUCAUUUCCAGCCUUCUUUGGAAGCCCAUUGUCCAGUCUUUGCAAAUCACAGAAAAGUUGAAGAACUGCCUUAUCAUUUGAGGAGAAUUGGAAAGCUGCAAGAAUUAUAUUUUAACGUGCUAACUUCAUUCACAUCCUAUCUCGCGAUGAUUAAAGCCGGUCAUUUGGUUCAACUGAUAACAGAGCUGGAAGAGAAUAUUCAGACGUUAAACCGAAGAGGUGUCAGAUUCUUGGCAACAGUUCUAAAGAAUGCAUUUUGUCUGCUGCAGAAAUCCCCUGAACAGCUUCCAAUGGUUAUUCAGGUGAGAAUUCUACCAUUUGCGGGAUGCUUCCCACAACUGUUCAAUUUUCUAAUGCAAGCUUAUAAAGAAGGGCUCCAGCACAGUGCCAUUGCUGUGCUACACAGUCCAGUGAUUACUGUGCCGAGAGUGCACGCCGCUUUGUGUACCUCUGACUUUUCUGCAGCGACUGAUAUCAUAGAAAUCCAGUCACAAUCUGUAGUUCUUGUAACGCUGGAAAGUGGCUCUGUGUACACUUGGAACCCAGAUUUCCGAAAACCUUGGGAACGAAUAAGCACUAAUGGUGUUAAGGUUUCAGGAGCCAGAGUAUCACAUGGUGACCAGUUCCUUGUAUUAGCGACUGAACAUAGCACGAUGUUAGUCUAUGAUUUUUCCCAGCUAACCCUGCUGUACGAAGCUGAAGUGAGAAGAGCAGUUGAAGGUGGCAUAGCAAAAGUUCUUCGGCCAAUCAGCGGCUUUGCCCUAUGCAACGCAAAUGUGGUGGUGUGGUUUGACAAUAGCAUAGUAGUGAGGCUCUUUAAUCUUAACUCUCAUCACACAAUCAGGCAGCUGAACUGCCGACAUAAUGUUCAGUGUAUCUCCUUUUCUAGUGAUGGAACAUAUGCACUAUGUGGACAAUUAAAGAGCACAGUUACAAUAUUCAACCUUCACACUGGUUGCCAGGUAGCCACAGUUGCUUCUGAAUUCCAGGACUCACCCGUAUAUUCCAUUUUCCUGAGUGCUUCCAAUGAGGAAACCUAUGUUGUGGACAGGAUUGGAAAUAAAUUUGUUUGGGACACAGAGAACCUGACUGAGCCAAGUCUUCAGGAGAGUAUUAUUUGUUCAGAUAAUGAAGAUGAACUUCUCAAUGUUGAAUUUUCGUCCCAUUCCCUCUUAUUGUGCAAGAUGUCUUGUAUUGAAGUCUGGGACACGUUGAAUUGGAAUGUGUCAGACAUGUUCAAACCUCCAAAAAAUGAACAUUUUAUCCAAGCCAUAUUGUCACUAGAUUGCCAUUGGAUUUUAGCUGUCAUCAGUGGUUCUGAGGCCCUGUUUGUGUGGAAGAGAGACACAGGUCAGUGUGUUCUAAUGCUUGAGAACCGAUUUGGUACACCAUUGAGAUUUACCAAGUGCAUUACACAGAAGUCUUUGGUAUCAUUCACUUCAAAGGGAUAUGCCGUAUCCUGGGACUUAGAUUGCAUAAAUAGAGCCUCAGCUCUAGCGAAGGCAGAAAAGGCCAUACAAUCAAUUCUCCUUUCGAAAGAAGGGAAGUAUUUUUAUACCUCUGAUGGUACCAACAUCAUACUCAAAUGGAGCCUGACUUUCUGUCAAAUAGAGGCUACCUUUACACAUGCCAACCUCAUUAAACACUGCGCUCUUACAAGAACAGGGGCCACCCUGGUAACUGCAGAUGUCAGCGGUGACCUUUAUGUCUGGAACACGAAAACUGGUGAAAACUUCCACAGGAUCAGAUACAGCGUCGUGACGCAACUGUUGGUGACACCAAACGAUCACUCUGUGGUGUCACUUUGUGAAGGCUCCACCUCUAAGGUCUGGAAUUUGUCCAGUGGGCACAUUGUCUGUGAUAUUCACGUACCCUUAAAGAAGGCGACGAUUAUGCCCGAAAGCACCUUUGUCUUAGGUCUUCAUCAGUACUGUCUCCUCGCUGUCAGCUUGUGGUCAGGUGGCAUAGUCAAGAGAUUUGAAUGUGUUGACAAGUCUGAUAUUGUUGCCUUUCAAACACUGAAAGAUUAUCCAGACUACAUUUUGCUCAUUACAUCUUCUGGAUGCAUGUAUACCUGGAACGUGGCAGAGGAAACAUUUUGCCAGCAGGUCCAGCUCCCGAUCAAGUUCUCCAGACCCGUGGAUAACUUUCAGGUUUCCGAUAGUGGGAGCAUUGCAAUAAUGUCAGCUAUCGCUAAGACUAUCAACGUCUUGGACAUCCUACAAGGAAAAAUGUGUGUUAUUAGAACCAAGGGAGAUAUCUUUAAUCAGCAAUUAACAAGAGAUGGUCAGUAUGUUGUUUACAUAGAUUACAGAGAUUCCUGUAAUUGUGACUUUCAUUCUAGUCCAUCACUUAACAUUGUGCGAAUAACAGAUGGAAAAAAUAUCGGAUGCUGCCAUUUGUGUAAAAUUCCCUCCAGCAUUCUUGUCUGUGAACAUGAUUUAAGUAUCUUAGUUGGUUUUGAAGAUGGGAGUGUUGGAAUAUACGCAGUUGUUGACCAUCCUGGUUCUGAAAACAAAAUUAAAAGCCAACUGACAGAGGUGAUCAAAGGUACUUGUGAUCAGAAUAAUCGGUCUACACAGCACUUUUCAGUACAUGCGGCCAUAGCAAGCCCUAUGACUAAAAACAAACUACAAAGACCAUAAAGCCAAGCGUCCUUGCGCGCGCCCCACGUGGGCCGUCCUUCUCUUCCAUUGGCGGAAAUCUUUCGGCGGAAGUGUUAGCCCAGUUAAAUCACUUCCGCUGAGACGACCUCUUCCCUUUUGCCGCGGAUCCG